AUGCCGGGGAAGCGGGGCUCGGCGGGCGGCGGCGGCGGCAGCGAGCUCCCGGGGGCCGGCGCGCCGCGGCAGCGCAGGCGGCGGAGGAAGGUCUCCUGCUUCUCCAGCAUCCAGCUCUUCCUGGUGUCCGAGUGCGCCCUGAUGCUGGCCCAGGGCACGGUGGGAGCCUACCUGGUGAGUGUUUUAACCACCUUGGAGCGGCGAUUCAACCUCCAGAGUGCUGACGUGGGUGUCAUUGCCAGCAGCUUCGAGAUUGGCAACCUGGCCCUCAUCCUCUUUGUGAGCUACUUCGGAGCCCGAGGACACCGGCCACGCUUGAUAGGAUGUGGAGGGAUAGUCAUGGCCUUGGGUGCCCUCCUUUCUGCGUUGCCUGAAUUUCUGACCCACCAGUACGAAUACGAAUCGGGAGAAAUACGCUGGGGAGCUGAAGGGAGGGAUGUGUGCGCUGUCAACGGGUCCACCAGCGACGAGAGACCAGACCCGGACCUUAUCUGCAGGAAUAGGACUGCUACCAACAUGAUGUACUUGCUGCUCAUCGGGGCACAGGUCCUCCUGGGCAUUGGUGCUACCCCUGUCCAGCCCCUGGGAGUUUCCUACAUCGAUGACCAUGUGAGGCGGAAAGAUUCCUCCCUGUACAUAGGGAUCCUGUUUACAAUGCUGGUAUUUGGACCAGCCUGUGGAUUUAUCUUGGGCUCCUUCUGUACCAAAAUCUAUGUGGAUGCUGUCUUCAUUGACACAAGUAAGCUGGACAUAACCCCGGACGACCCUCGGUGGAUCGGAGCGUGGUGGGGAGGCUUCCUGCUCUGUGGUGCCUUACUCUUCUUCUCGUCCCUGCCCAUGUUCGGCUUCCCGCAGUCGCUGCCGCCGCGGCCCGAGCGCGCCGGGGAGAGCGAGCAGGCCAUGCUCCCCGACAGGGACUACGAGCGGCCCAAGCCCAGCAACGGGGUCCUGCGGCACCCCUUGGAUGGGGACAGCAGCACCACCUGCUUCCAGCAGCUGCGAGUGAUCCCCAAAGUGACUAAGCACCUGCUCUCCAACCCUGUGUUCACCUGCAUCAUCCUGGCAGCCUGCAUGGAGAUUGCGGUGGUGGCUGGCUUUGCUGCCUUCCUGGGGAAGUACCUGGAGCAGCAGUUCAACCUCACCACCUCAUCUGCCAACCAGCUCCUGGGGAUGACAGCAAUCCCGUGUGCGUGUCUGGGCAUAUUCCUGGGUGGCCUCUUGGUGAAGAAGCUCAGCCUGUCUGCUCUGGGAGCCAUCAGGAUGGCCAUGCUGGUGAACCUGGUGUCCACAGCUUGCUACGUGUCCUUCCUGUUCCUGGGGUGUGACACAGGACCUGUGGCAGGGGUUACUGUUCCCUAUGGAAACAACUCAACUCCAACCUCAUCUCUGGACCCAUAUUCCCCCUGCAAUAACAACUGUGAAUGCCAAACUGAUUCCUUCACUCCAGUGUGUGGGGCAGACGGGGUCACAUACUUAUCUGCCUGCUUUGCUGGCUGCAGCAGCACGAACCUCAGUGGCUGUUCGUGCCUCACCUCGGUCCCUGCCGAAAACGCCACCGUCGUUCCUGGCAAAUGCCCCAGCCCUGGGUGCGAAGAGGCCUUCCUGACAUUCCUGUGCGUGAUGUGUGUCUGCAGCAUGAUCGGGGCCAUGGCACAGACACCCUCAGUCAUCAUCCUCAUCAGAACCGUGAGCCCCGAACUCAAGUCUUACGCUCUGGGGGUGCUUUUCCUGCUGCUCCGGUUGCUAGGUUUUAUCCCACCACCGCUGAUCUUCGGGGCCGGGAUUGACUCCACGUGUCUGUUCUGGAGCACAUUCUGCGGCGAGCAAGGAGCCUGUGCACUGUAUGACAACGUGGUCUACAGAUACCUGUAUGUCAGCAUUGCUAUCGCCCUCAAGUCCUUUGCAUUCAUCCUGUACACAACCACCUGGCAGUGCUUGAGGAAAAACUAUAAAAGAUACAUCAAGAACCACGAAGGUGGUCUCAGCACUAGUGAGUUUUUUGCCUCUACUCUCACCCUAGACAAUCUGGGGCGGGACUCGGUGCCCCAAAAUCAACCACAUAGGACAAAAUUUAUCUAUAACCUUGAAGAUCAUGAGUGGUGUGAAAAUAUGGAGUCUGUUUUAUAGUGACUGUGGAGGGGUGAACUAUAUUAAUAAUACAAGGGUCCUUUUUAAUAAAAACAAGGAGAGAGCACGAAUGAGAGAAGAAACAACUGCAAAACAGCAUCGACAACACAGGAAACUUUUGUCUUUUUCUCAAAGUCAGACCCAGCCAGGAUUCUUGAGGACAGCAUCUUUUAAUGGGAUCACUUGUGACAUCCUGCAGGGUGAUGGAGAAAGCAGGGAGCCCUUGUGGCUGGGUACCAACUCCUUUGGCAACAGUACGAGCUUCCAAGGAGGGCAGAGGUUCGCUGGAGAGACCGGCACAGGCUUGGGAACGAGGCAUAGGGAAAGCAAGCUGAUAACAGCAAGCUGAUAACAGCAAGCUGAUAACAGCAAUAGGUUUUUUCCCAGUUGAGAUGGGCUGUGUGGAGCCCUGCGGGGUUGGCCAGGCUGGGUGCUGCUCCAACCUGCUGCGUCUGCCAUGGCAAGGAGGGAGCGGUGCUGGAGUCCUUCCAGCAGUCACACUCUGUCACCAGCCACGAGUCCACGAUAAAUACCUUGAAAGCUGCUGGAAACCUUCCCGGUGGCGAGCAGUGCUGUCAGGGGUAUCCAAGUCCUUCCAGCCCAGGCUUAUUCGCAGAUUGCAGCUUGGUGGCUGUCUGCGAAUAGCUGCGCUCAGAUCUCAAACCCAGUAGAGUUCAAGACAUUUGCUCACACUUGCCAAACGUGCUGUCAUUUUUAAAGGGGGAUGAGUUCCAAAUACUUACCUGUGUAGUCCUCUAAUGAGAUGUUUUUUGAAAUUAUUUUCAAAUCUAUGUUAACCCUUAAAUCGCUGACACUUUUCCAUGAGGAGGAUUUAUUUAUGCUAGUUUGGGGAAGGAUCCUGUUUAAUUCACCCAAACGUAAUGUGACUCAAGGGGUUUGUUUAAUCCUCUGCAUUUUUUAUCCAUACGCCUUCAUUCUAAUAUGCUACCAAGCCAAUGAAGACACAUAAUAUGUUUUUAAAAAAGAGAAUGAAUGCACUGUGUCUCUAUAAAAACAAUUGUCAGUUGGAGAAUUACAGAUAAUAUGAUGAUUUACAUAAUAUAGUUUUUUUCAUAUUUUAUGUGACUCAGUGAAUACAUAUAUAUGUGGAGAGGCUGUUUAUGUUCUCUCCAGUUUUUAAAGAUAUAUAUAUAUAUAUAUAUAAUUUGCAAUCUAGAAAUUGUGUGGUGGAUGUUUUCUUUAAAGUGUGUGUGUGUGUGUGUGAGCGUGUGUGUGUACAAGAUGAGAGGAAUACCUUAAUCCUUCAACCCUCACAAGUGGUAUUUUAUUUUUCACCAGAGAAAUUCCACUGACUUUCAGUGGAAGCCAUGUGAGGAAGAUGGAAUAAUCUCUCCUGGAUACCACAUUUUGUUUGUACGUGUGGGAAUAGUGUUCCUCCGGAAGGCUGGGUUAUGGGAGCAGAGGCUGGCCAGCACUGAGCAACUCAAACUUCCAUUCAGCUCCCCACAAACAUCCAUGCAGGAGCAGAUUUGGCUUGGCUCUUGCAGUGCAGACUUACCUAAACCUGCAAAAACCGUGGGGAAACUUUCAUCUGAUUACAAGAAGCAUGGGGGUCAGGCUUAUUUUGUAUGCAUAUUUUUGUUUUCCAAAACAUUCCUGCUGGGAAGCAAUGCAAAUUGGCAGCAUUUGAUGAGCUUUUCCCCAGGAACCAGACUUGUUUCCAAUGGACUAAAUGUCAGAAGGGCUUUAAGGGUUAGCAUCGUAAUUAAAAGUUCCUUUUUUGUGUGAAUUUCAAAGCUGUUGUGAUGAACUUGAGGAUGUUUAGAGGAGUAACCUGGCAUGUUGAGUCAAAUGCUGGAUGUCACUUCCAUGCAGGUGGCAGAGGGGCUGAUCUUCCCCAAAUCCUUUUCCGUUGCUGCAGUGGACACGCCAGAGCUGACACAAUUACAGAGGGUUGAUAACGUUUCACUCAUGUUCAGCACCUUUUUAGCAGACUUUGCUCCUAUCCAGGCUUUGCAGUAUGGGUGUGGAGUAUCAAACUGCUUCCACUUGACUGACAUUACAUGUGUGUUUGCAACUUAUGCACAGAAUUACAUGUUCAGCAACAAUAAGGGCAGGAAAAAAGGCUGCAUCAAAUAAACUCCAUUGUGCCAAAUACUCAACAAAUAUUGUAACUGCAGAUAUUUAAUUCUUGGGUUUCAGCCACGUUAAGAUUCACUCGACUGAUGAAGGAGUUUAAGGGAAAAAAAAAUAUUAAGUUAUGCAGUGCCAUUCUUAUGCUGGGUGGUAAAUGAUGCUUUUUAGACCAUUACAUUGGUUUAGUAUGUCCUAUCUGCUAAAACAGAGAUACUGCAUCCAUAAAACAAUGAAUUCAAAAAAGGCACAGGGUGCAUAACUGUCUCAUAAAAUAUAUAUAAUUGUCAAGUAUAAGCCUUUGAAAUAAUUCUGUACGGUUUCCUUCAUUCUGCAGAUUCAUUACUUAGACUGCUGUCUUUCCAAAUGUUAGCUCAUAAUUUUAUACUAUACACACACUUUCAGACUGGAACACAAAUUUCACAGAACAGAACCUUUCUAAAAGCCUGAUUGCUUGAAAUUUCAUAACGCUUUUCACAAUUUCAUGAUUUUCCCCUCUGAAAGUGCAAGGUGAAGGAGAUUAGCAUGCUGAUUGAUAUGAUGUAAAACAAACUCCCAGUGUUCAUGAGCUGUGGUUUGUUGGUACAAAGUCCCCCUUGACCGGAGUUAUGGAAACAGGAUUCCAGGGCACAUAACAUUUUCAUUUUUUGUUUUUCUUUACUUUUUCCAUUUGAUCUCUUCUCUUAGUAUGUGUGGGAGAUGCAGUUGAAUGGGGUUACUUACAUUAUUUUUAAGCUGUAACUUGAAAUUCCUGCAUGAUUGUUAUUUUAUUUCUUUUCAUAAUGGAAUUUUUGAAAAGCUUUUCUCCCAUCCCACUCUUAUUUUUAUUUUUUUUCCCCAGGGUUAGGUCUGAUGCCUGCAUCGUGAAGGGCUUUGCUGUCAGUGCUUUGGUACAGAUUUAAGAACAGAGCUUUAGUUUAAAGAAAACAAACACAGACCAAACACUUCAUCCACACCAGCAGGCAUUUUAUUUUUUUUUUUUCUGAUUUCAGAACCACAAGCCAUUUUUGUCUGCAACCCAGUUUUUGUUACAGAAUAACAAAUGAAGAGUGUCAGACAUCCUCCUUCUUCCCAAACUGCGUUAUGGGCCUUCACCUGUCAGCACUUCGCCUCCAUCCUGCAACUGCCUUAACCAUGCAGGAAACUUAAAAAACAAGGAUGGAGUUAGACAAAUGCCCAUUCCCAGGAACAGAAACAGGGGCGUGGUCUGAGCUGUGCAGUCCAGAUCCAGUGGCAGAAAUUGUUUCUUAAUUUUCAAGAGCAUUGAAAUUGAGGGGUUUGUUAGGGCCUCAGUCUCAGCAGAAAUGUCCUUUUGGCAUUUUCAAGCACUGUGUUCCCCACGUGGCUGUCUGCUAAGGAAUGGGAUGUUGGGAAAAACUAACUACUUGAGAUUCUGCAGUCUCUCUGGGAUUGACCAGUUGCCUUGCAUGGCUUCAGGUUGGGGUUUCCUUUCCCGUGCACAGAUCCUACUUUGGAAUAGUCCCAGUGGAAUAAAAAGGGAACCCCAAUCUCAAUUUGGUGCAGAUGACACUGGAAUAGUUUUCUCUGCAUCCUUGUUAACAAGGUGAUGGAUUUCCAGAACCUUCUUUUAAUGUAUAUAGAAAUCAUCCGUUUUUCUGACUUUGCUCAGCACAUCUUGGAUGUAGAGUGGGACUGAAGGGUCCAUCACUUGAAUUAUCACUUGAAUAUCACAAACCUUCCAUUCCUGGUAAUUCAGCUAACAGGGACCUCCCUCUGCCAUUCCCCUCUGAGAUGCACUAAACUCCUUGGUGCUGCUUCUCUUAAUCAUGGUUGGGUCUCACCUUGCUCAGAAGGUGAGAAGGGAAAGAUGCAGAGAGGAAUUAGCUUCCAUUAUCUGACUUAGCUACGCUUCAAAAUGC
Pseudopodoces humilis (Tibetan ground-tit) is the source of this 6101-nucleotide messenger RNA. RefSeq names its product solute carrier organic anion transporter family member 3A1 (gene SLCO3A1). Gene Ontology annotation, cellular component: basolateral plasma membrane. Lineage: Eukaryota; Metazoa; Chordata; Aves; Passeriformes; Paridae. Gene Ontology annotation, molecular function: protein binding. The record is from RefSeq and is a predicted model, not a curated record. Gene Ontology annotation, biological process: sodium-independent organic anion transport; prostaglandin transport; transmembrane transport.